GUAAAAAGGCAGGUCCUUUGGUGACUCAUGGAUAUAAUUUCCUUGAGCUUGACCAGUGCCCUGGCCUUUAGCCCCAUCCAACCUCUUCCCUUUCUGUUAUCUCUCCAUCCCUCUUCCUCACACUAAUCCUUAGCUCACCCAGGCAGAAGCCUAUGACAAGGGAUCAAGGGUAGGUUGUCUUCUUGUUCCCCACCCUCCAAAGCCCUCUAGGGUUCAUCUUUGCUCAGGACUUCAUCCGCUUGUUCCUCAGAUACACACUGUGUCAGCGUGCCUGGCUAGAGAGGGCAGACAGACCCAGGUUCAUAUCUUACCUUCAUUGCAUGAUCCUCAUAAAGAACUUAACAUCCCUGAGCCUCAGUUUCCUAUGUGAUGGGAAUAAUACUAUCAGCCUUAAGAGUUGUGAGAAGUAAGCCUGAGGAAGAGCAAGACACCAUCUCUACUAAAAGUAGAAAACGUGGGGCCCACUUGAACCCAGCCUUCUCCUUGUCCAUGUGCCUCCUGGGACGCCUCCCCUGGGCAAAGCUCCCUAUUUACUCCUUGGUGCAGCUGCUGUCUUCUUUCUGUGCCUCGGGAACCACCUAUAUUCUCUACUAUGAUGCCCUGCAAAACUAUACAGGUGGCAACCUGACAGUAACUGGCCCCAAGGAGACAGCCUCCAUCUUUGCCACCUAUCCUGCCCCCUAUCUAUCCCUGAACAAUGGUUUCCUAGAUCAGGUUCUGGGCACUGGGAUCCUGAUUGUGGGCCUCUUGGCCAUCCUGGACAGACGGAACAAGGGAGUCCCUGCAGGUCUGGAGCCUGUGGUGGUGGGGCUGCUGAUCCUGGUCAUUGGGCUAUCCAUGGGUGCCAACUGCGGGAUUCCACUCAACCCUGCCCGAGACCUGGGCCCACGGCUCUUCACGUACAUGGCUGGCUGGGGCCCUGAAGUCUUCAGUGCUGGUAACGGCUGGUGGUGGGUGCCAGUGGUGGCCCCUCUGGUGGGGGCUGUCCUUGGCACAGCCACAUACCAGCUGCUGGUGGCUCUGCACCACCCUGAAGACAUACAGCCAGCUCAGGAUAGCCCAUACAAAGCCUCAGUUCAGACGCUGGAGUGUAAACUAUGAUUGCCAAGGCCCUCAUGCACUCAUGGGUCCUGGAGAGAGCUGCUCUUCGACCUGGUAGCUAGACAGAUAAUUCUUUUUUUCUUUGCAGUUUUUGGCCGGGGCUGGGUUUGAACCCGCCACCUCCGGCAUAUGGGGCCAGCGCCCUACUCCUUUGAGCCACAGGCGCUGCCCCAGAUAAUUCUUUAUGAAUAUGCCAGACCCUGGGAAGCUUCUCUGUUACCUGUUUAGGUAUCCUUUCUCCUAAAGCGGGAAGGAUCCAAAGAGACCUGGAGGAGGAUAGUAAGGCCUAGGGACUCAGCUCCUUGGUUCCUUCUUCCCCCUGCGGGUUUUCUGACCCUCAGGCUUUCUAAGAACGUUUAUGCUCAAAGUAGCCGCCAGAGGGUACGCACCUCUGGCGGGUGGGAAAGGCCGAGGGACCCUGGCUGCCACCACCAAGAGUCGGGGAGCUGACACUGAGGACUUCCAGCUCUCACCACCUCAGCGCCUCCCCCAGACUCCGCACCCCCGACGGCAAUUGGGAGGAAGCUACCCCCGCCGCUGUGGAGGAGGAGGGGGCAGCAGGACGCAGCUCUUCCCGCACCUAGAGAACGGACGAGCAAAGCUGAGAAACUGAGGCACAACCCAGAACCUAGACGUCCCGGAUUAUGUUAGCCAAGGAGGGGGGCCCGGAGAGGAGGCGAAGGAGCAGAGGGCACGUUUCGGGUGCUAGGGGAGACUGAUGCUGAGGAAAAUGCUCGUGGUUUAUUUCCAGCCCUUACGCCCCUGCCUAUAGAAGAUGCUUUUGUUCUUCUGUUCUCUUUAUUCAAAAAUAAAUAAAUAAAU
This is a messenger RNA of Nycticebus coucang (slow loris), 1923 nucleotides long. It is a transcript of the gene AQP10, whose product is annotated as aquaporin 10. The record is from RefSeq and is a predicted model, not a curated record. NCBI's taxonomy places the organism in Eukaryota, Metazoa, Chordata, Mammalia, Primates, Lorisidae. Gene Ontology annotation, cellular component: plasma membrane; basolateral plasma membrane. Gene Ontology annotation, molecular function: urea transmembrane transporter activity; glycerol channel activity; water channel activity. Gene Ontology annotation, biological process: glycerol transmembrane transport; water transport. Bases 370 to 1101 code for a protein of 243 amino acids. The transcript has 5 exons.